This is a messenger RNA of Trifolium pratense (red clover), 1216 nucleotides long. RefSeq lists its product as uncharacterized. Lineage: Eukaryota; Viridiplantae; Streptophyta; Magnoliopsida; Fabales; Fabaceae. The transcript has 5 exons. The coding region runs from base 14 to 985 and encodes 323 amino acids. The record is from RefSeq and is a predicted model, not a curated record.
AAUUCCAAAUACAAUGACUUUCUCUCUCCAAACAAAUACCAAAAGCCAGCGUAGCAAUAGCUUAGUAAGUUGUUACCGUCAAUUUCCCCUUUUCCCGAUCAAAAAAUUCACAAAUUCCAUUAAAUUAAAAAUGGAGAGAAAACAUUCUUCUAACAACAACACCUUCAAAAAGACUUUGCAAAUAACACAAGAGGGCAAAAAUCAAAACAAGAACAAGUCUUCUUUCACUGAGCAAGACUCUCUUGUUCUCUUACAAAAGUACGAUGCAAGCACAUUGUUGAAGUUAUUGCAAGAAGUGGCGAGUCAUGAUCGUUGGAAGAUUAAUUGGAACGAGAUGGUGAAAAAAACUUCGACCGGUAUUUCGAGUGCGAAAGAGUAUCAAAUGUUGUGGCGUCAUUUGGCCUAUGGUCAUUCCUUGAUUGAUGCUGAUUUUGAAGAUGAUGAUCUACCUUUGGAUGAUGAUAGUGACUUGGAAUGUGAAAAGGAAACAUUACCAUCCAUUCCCAAACAAACUGCUUUGCAAGCUGCAGCAUGUGUCCAGGUAAUGAUAUCUUCUGUUCCAAUGAGUGAAUGUAAUCCAACUAGCGCAACAAUUGAAGCUCCUUUGACUAUAAAUGUUCCAACACCAUCAUCACAUGCUUCAUGUAGUACAAGUUCACAACCAUUUAAUAAUUUGAUACAAAAGCCAAACAUUGUUUUUCCAGUUAUUGUUGAGAGACAAACAAGGUUAAAUAAUGUAUCUUCAACAACUAAAUAUGUACAAAAUAAUGGAUUAGUUGGUCACAAUGUUACAUCAAAUAUUCAAAGGAAAAGAAAAGGAUGGACAAAGGAAGAGGAUAUGCAAUUACAAGCUGCUGUUGAGAAAUGGGGUGAAGGGAAUUGGGCAGAUAUUGCUGGAAGAGAUGACUUUACUAUUGAUAAAACUGCUGCACAGUUGUCUAAGAGGUGGAGAAUUUUACGAAAUAAAGUUGGUGGCAAUAAUUGAGAAAGCAUUUCAUUAAGCUAAUAACUACUGUCGAAGAACUUAUAACAACUGAUCAAUGAAUAUUAGUCACUAGAUAAGCAAGUCAAAAAGUUAAAUGGUCCUUUAGUAAAUUAUCUGCAUGAAUCUCUAGUAUCUUGUAAUAAUUUUUAAUAUAAGGAUAUAUUUUUAAUAUAAAACCACCUAAACUAAUAGUUCAGUGUAAUUAUUUAUAACCUUUGUUUAGUUUCAGUU